GGAUUUUGACAGACUUCUGUCCAAUCGAGAUCAUUCGCGGACACGGUCUGGUUGAAACAAAUGACUGGAAAUUAGGCCGACGAAUAAAUUGAUAGGAAUGAAAACGUAGGAACUGGUGAAUGGCCAUCGGAAUUGUAAAAAUUGUAUCGGAAGCCUUUUGAGGAAGUACCCAGGGCAAACAACUUUUUCACUAUGACAUCGCCUACAGAAGAAAACGAUAAAGAGAAGCUCCGUUCUGUGUCUGUGGACCUGAACCAUGACUCUACCCUCAUCAUUGACAUUCCAGAUGCCCUGUGCGAGCGAGACAAGGUCAAGUUCACGGUCCACACCAAGACCACACUCAGCUCCUUCCAGAAGCCAGACUUCUCUGUGUCACGGCAGCAUGAGGACUUCAUCUGGCUCCACGACACACUGGUGGACACAGAGGACUAUGCAGGCCUCAUUAUACCUCCGGCACCACCGAAACCCGACUUUGAGAGCCCCCGGGAAAAGAUGCAUAAACUGGGGGAGGGGGAGGCCACCAUGACCAAGGAGGAGUACACCAAAAUGAAGCAGGAGCUUGAAGCAGAGUACCUGGCUGUGUUCAAGAAGACCGUUCAGGUUCACGAGAUCUUCCUGCAGAGGCUCUCUGGCCACCCCAUCUUCAGCAAGGACAGAAACUUCCAGAUCUUCUUGGAGUACGACCAGGAUCUCAGCGUCAGGAGGAAAAAUGCCAAGGAGAUGUUUGGUGGCUUCUUCAAGAAUAUGGUGAAAUCUGCAGAUGAAGUCUUGAUCUCAGGGAUUAAGGAAGUGGAUGAGUUCUUCGAGCAGGAGAAAACCUUCCUUCUUGAUUAUUUCAGCAAAAUCAAGGACGCCACAGCCAAGGCGGAAAAAAUGACACGCGCCCAUAAAAAUGUAGCUGACGACUACCUUCACGUCUCUGCCACUCUCAACAGCAUAGCGGCAGACGACAAUACUCCCCUGAAAAAGCAUCUGGAGAAGUUUGCUGACCUGUUGGAGAAGCUUAGGAAAGUGGAGGGCCGUGUUGCGUCAGACCAGGAGCUGAAGCUGACGGAGCUGCUGCGCUAUUAUAUGAGGGACAUCCAGGCUGCCAAGGACCUGCUGUACAGGCGUGCUCGAGCGCUGGCUGACUACGAGAACUCCAACAAGGCCCUGGAUAAGGCCCGGCUGAAGAGCAAAGACAUCCCACAGGCCGAGGAGCACCAGCAGCAGUGCCUGCAGAAGUUCGACAAACUCUCUGAAUCAUGCAAGAAAGAGCUGACCACCUUCAAGGGUCGCAGAGUGGUGGCCUUCCGCAAGAACCUGAUCGAGAUGACUGAGCUGGAGAUAAAACACGCCAAGAACAACGUGUCUCUGAUCCAGGGUUGCAUCGACAUGCUGAACAAUAACUGAUACACCAGACCGUUGCAGUCAUUUGCCUCUCUCGACUGCCUCGACCCACCAACCAGCCAACCUUGGAAGAGAAACCUUGACCAUUUACUUCUAUAUACCCCAAGGGGUUGAAAAAAGAAAGAAAGAAACCACUUCAUCAACCUGCACAAGAGUAGCCGACGUGGCUGCCCGUAUGUUUACAGACACACACUCACUUCUCCACGCCCAUCUCCCUCCCAUUGUCCCUCCUCCUUCCUAUUUCUUUUUUUUUACCCAUUUCUUUUUUUUUUUGAAAGGAGGUAGCUCACUGUGCACACAGCUUUGCAUGGGAUGCAUAAUGACUUCAAAAACCUAAUAGCAGUUGAAUGUUGCCCCUCCCUCCUGUUCAUAUGUUUUUUAUUUUAAUUCAGUGGAUCAUGGCUCCGGCAUUCUUUUCUGUCGCUUUCAAUGUUAUGUCGUUUCUGCAACACUGCUCCUCCUCAUCAUGUCAAAACCGUUCUCACAUGUUGUUCUUCCCUGUUUACCCAGGCUGGCGCUUUCUUUAGUUUACUGGUUUGCAUUGGCAGACUGCCAAGAAACGUUUACCUUUACCAUUCAGUGCGACGCCUAAACGAAUGCAAGAUGUUUUUUUUCAAAUGCAGUUGCACUGCAUUUUAUGUGGUUUUUUUUGUGUCUUUCCCUUGGUUAUUCUCCUCAUGAUUAGAUAACGGGUCAUUGUGAGACAACAGGCCAAGCGCUCCUAAAGAAAAGAGCACGGCUUGCUUUAAGAAGUGAAAAGAAAAUAGUAACUGUAGAAGCACAGUUGUAGAUGAGGUUUUUUGGGGGGGGGGGGGGGGGGCAUGGUGGAGUUGCGUGGGUGGAAACUUGUGCAUUUGUGCCUAAAAGAAGGGUUUUUGUCCUCUCUGGUAGAGCAGUAGUGUAUAAUUCUGGGUGGGUCAGGUUUCAGCCAUGCUAAAAAUGAUCAUUCAGAGCCAUCUAUCACACAGACAGUCAGGCCACCAUCCUCCGCAGGAAUGCUGACCUGGAAUUAUGGUCACCCUCCCGGCCUUACCGUAGCGUAGCCCCUUCACACACAGGAGCCAAUUCCCAAUCCCUCCCCCACCUCCUCCAUGACCUUCACUGGCAAUUUAAAACGUAUUCUUUCCUGUUGUCUCAGAGUCAGCCUGGUAAAGACAUCACGCUCUCUCGCUCUCUCUCUCUCUCGUGCUCUCUCUCUCGUGCUCUCUCUCUCUCUCUCCUCUCUCUC
Molecule: messenger RNA, 2617 nt
Organism: Engraulis encrasicolus (European anchovy)
Lineage: Eukaryota; Metazoa; Chordata; Actinopteri; Clupeiformes; Engraulidae
Gene: snx5
Product: sorting nexin 5
Exons: 13
Coding region: 193-1392 (399 amino acids)
Biological process (GO): pinocytosis; retrograde transport, endosome to Golgi
Cellular component (GO): endosome
Molecular function (GO): phosphatidylinositol binding; dynactin binding
Source: RefSeq, a predicted model, not a curated record